Molecule: messenger RNA, 450 nt
Organism: Fibroporia radiculosa
Lineage: Eukaryota; Fungi; Basidiomycota; Agaricomycetes; Polyporales; Fibroporiaceae
Exons: 1
Coding region: 1-450 (149 amino acids)
Source: RefSeq, a predicted model, not a curated record
AUGCUGACCGACUGCGGCGAAAACUGGACGCCUCUUGGUCGCAUCGCCUCCGAUAGAUACAACACCAUGCGGCAGAGCCUAUCUGACAGGCCAUCACGGCAGCCUCCCGCCUCCUGCCCGUCGAUGGAGGCUGGAAAAUCUUUCGUGGAAGGAGGAAAAAAAACGCUCUCUAGCUCCGUGCGCAGACAGACCCGCGCUACGACCAUGUGGGUUGUGACCCGUGCGCACUCCAUCGCAAGGCUGGCAGGGACUCGCCAAGGACCGGAUAGUGCAGACAGCAAGCACCAUUUUCUGCGUCUCGGCCGUUCGACUCCCGGGACGGUUGCCCAGUCGCGCCGCACGGGGGCUAAUGAAGACGAGCGUCCGCGAGGUGCCGGUACGUACAAUCUCUAUGCCAAUGCAGAUCUUCGCCGGCCUGGUCUCCUGCAGGGAGGGCCGGGCGACGUCUAG